Messenger RNA from Malus domestica (apple), 579 nucleotides. RefSeq names its product F-box protein At4g12382-like. Lineage: Eukaryota; Viridiplantae; Streptophyta; Magnoliopsida; Rosales; Rosaceae. The record is from RefSeq and is a predicted model, not a curated record. Gene Ontology annotation, molecular function: protein binding.
AUGACAAAGCGUUCAUGGUCUGAUCUUCGCAUUGAACUCUUAUGCCUAGUGGCUCAACGUCUCUCCUUUUUCGACCUGGUUCGCUUCGGUGUGGUAUGUAAGAGUUGGCGGCAAGCUGAUCUAGAUGGGGUUCUCGGUCGACCUGUAAAUGAUAUGCCAUGGUGCAUGAACUAUGCUUGGUUUAAGCAUGAAGGAAAAAUCAUAAGCAUACUGGAGCUCUCUGAUUUAGUGGCAAAACAAACCUACUCCGUCGGACAAAUCAUAAGAGAAGAAGCGAGAGAAUUGUUCGUUGGUGCGAAAGUUUGUGCUUCGAAAAAGGGUUGGUUGCUUCACUCUAAGAAAAGUACAGAGCAUUCAUGUAUCUUCUUUUUCUAUAGUCCUUUCUGUAAUAAGAUUAUAGAACUGCCACCAUUGGAGUUGAAAUGUGGGAUCUAUGAACAUGCUGCCACAUUCACGAAGGUUCCAACUUCUCCUGAUGGUUGUCAUGUUUAUGUCGUAUUUGGAUGCGAUGACAGCAUAAGAUCAUGCAACCUCAGGAAUCGAACAUGGAGUACUAUCUCCAUACCUAAUAAUCUCUGA